GCAGUCUGCUACAGACAAGGGAAGCGCUUCAGCUGGUACGGAGCCUCCGCACGGCGGACUCACACAGACAAUAGCACAAACCGAGAGCCGUGGAGCCUGUAUGAGGGGUUAAAGCGCAGCGCUUUGCUAUUUUAUCCGUGCCGUUUUGGAUUACUUCCACUAUUCUCCCUGUCGGCUGUUACAACCCGGCUCUAUUUUGUCACUGAUGGUGAUCGGAUACGCGAAUUGGUGAUUGUUCAUGCUGACGCCAUGAGUGGGCUUCUCAAGAGGAAGUUUGAGGAGGUGGAUGAGGACCCCUGCUACUCCUCACCCUCCUCCCUCUCCUCUGCCUGCUCCGGCUGGGACUCGGAAGGAGAGAGCUGCUACUCGGACACCCUUGAUUCCACUCCCAGCAACCCCAGCUCCCCGGCAACACAUUUCAACACAACAUCCAUCCUCAAGAAAUCCAAGAGAGCACGACGAGGCAAUGUGACCUUCGACCAGGUGACGGUAUUCUUCUUCCCUCGGUGCCAAGGCUUCACAAGCGUUCCCAGUCGAGGAGGAUGCACUUUGGGAAUGAUGCAGCGCCACAGCUUGCUCCAAACGUACACGCUGGCGGAGUUUGCUGUGGAGCAGCGGUUCCUACGGCGGGAAAAACUCCUCAACAGACUCAGGGAGGAGAAACUCGAGGCCCUUAAACUGAAGCUGACCAAGAACGGAACUCAAAAGAGUGAAGAGGCUGAGCAGCUAACGGUGGACGACAUCCCUGAGCAGGACAUCGACAUCAGUGCGGCCAACUUAGAGGAGGGCUCUUUCCUCCAGCCUUACCCUCCUAAACGGCGCUACGCUCUGCUUAAAGCAGCCGGUGUGAAAAAGAUCGACAAGGAGGAGAAGAGGCAGCUGCAUGACCUAAGGAUCUCCAGGGAGAACUGCGGUUGUGACUGUCAGGGCUUCUGCGAGCCUGAGACUUGCAGCUGCAGUCUAGCAGGCAUCAAAUGUCAGAUGGAUCAUUCCUCUUUUCCAUGUGGUUGCACGAAGGACGGCUGCGGAAACAUCGAGGGUCGCAUUGAGUUCAACUCCACCAGGGUACAAACGCAUUACAUCCACACCAUCAUGAAGCUGGAGCUGGAGAAGAGGCUGGAGGAGCAGUCUAGCACUGAGGAGGAGGAGGAUGAGAACUCAACAGGGGCCAACACCUUACCAGCAGUGCCCUCUUUUCCUUUUAGCUCAGAGCAGGCGGCGGCAGGGGAGAACAGCUGCAGCAGCGACAUGACGGACUCAAACUCAUCGGGUCAGAGCGAUUGUUCUGAAGGAAGUGAGGGCCUGUGCGAGGCUCGGACCCAGCUGGACGUAGACGAGAAAGGCUUGAGCCGCAUUCUCAGUUUCAGCGACACAGAGAACUGCUCAAGAAGCAGCAAGGACAGCGAGGAACAUAAAGACAUUUGUUGCCAAGAUCAGCAGCAGCCAUCUAGGGAGACUUUUAGUAGCUUUAGCAUGGUGGAUUUUGCGGACGAGAAUGACAAUAUAAACGCUGCUUUGUUAGACGAUCAUACAGACAAUCGAGGAACGGCUAUCUCAGAACUUUUAGACGAGAACGCCAACCAGGGAAAUGCCCUUUUUCAUAGCAGUAGUGUUCCACGCACGCCAUCACCAACAGUGGAUCGUUCGGCGAGCUACAACAUGGACCUUAGCCUCUCAUCGGAGUCUGAUUUGGAGUUUUUUGAUGGCUUCCCUUGUUUGGGACCUAGUUCGCUCUACAACUCCCUCAAGGAGUACGAACACAUGGACAACUUUUUCCAGUUUCAGUUGCCUAGCUGCCCCAGUCUCCCUCCAGUGAGCGACCCAGGGACGUGCCUCCUGGAGUCGCUCAUUGGCCUUUCAGAAUCUGUCCCAGAACCUCCUGCCACAUUUACAGACAAUCAGCUGUUGGAGGAAGCCAUGAAAUUGUCUGUGAUGGAGUCUGUGAAAGUUUGACAACAAAAAGAACAGGGGUUUCUUUGGUAGGGGAUUAAAAAUGCACAUAAGAAGUUGAUUUUUGAGGAAGCUGUGAUUUCCCUCUUGCCUAAAUAAAUGUUAAAAUUCCAGGCUUGCCUUCAAAACGUUUGCAAAGCAGUGUGGGAUUAUUGCUGUGUGAGACGGCAGCUAGUGUUAAAAGAUACAAAAAUAGAGAUAAAUUCGACCAGGCCAGGGGAAACCAAUGAUGGCUCUCAAUUCCUAAGAAAGCUCUUUUAACCAAACCAAGAUCACCAACCUUGAAGCUAAACAGGAAUCUUUAACUGUAACCAGGGCCAGGUUGGGAUUCUCAACACAGCUGAAUGUGCACCUCAGGGAUUUUUUUCUAGCUUUCUAGCUUUUGGAGGCAAUGUAUGGUGACCAUUGCUGUGAUGGCCUUCAUAUGAAACCCAACAAAGUCCUUGAGUAGAAUCGGGUCCUUUUGUGGUGAAUCUGGACUCUUUCUCCUCAAGAUCUCUCCUAAGGGUCUCAGUAUAUGGUACAAAAAUAUCCCUAAAAAAAAAGCUCCUCGAUCAGCACUUUAUCUGUGAAAAUAGUUAUGUAUGAAUAGGCAUUGUUUGGUUGUAUGGGAUCGAUUCAACAGUUCAACGCUAAAUUAUGGAGUUCCUUAUUUAUGAGCUGGGUAACAGGAAAUAACGCUCACGCCAUCAAAAGCUGUAGCUCUAAUGUCUUUAUUACCUUUGUUUAAAUUAUUUCCUUUAUUUUAUUUAUUUCAGAUUCACUCAAGAAGCACUGUGGUUUGAUUUUUUCACCUGAAAGUGCAAUCUUCCUUCAUUUCUUUUUCCAUAUCACAUUUUGGCGUUGAUACGGGAAACGGGACCACAAGUCCACCAGAAAGUAUUUAAUAUCUAUACUCUUUAACUUUUUUGGUAAAUUAUUAUGUCAUCAUUUCAUUUAGUUAUUUAAUUUAAGACAUUUUUGGCAAUAAAAUAAGGGUGUUUUGAAGUUUACUGGAUGUGCCUGCUUAGAAGAGGAGCCAUGCCUGCUCCUGUUUAAGCUUUGGGACUGAAAACUGUGGAUCUCCCUAAUCACUGAAACUAAAUGAUGGGUCUGUUGUAUCGCUGCCUAUAAUGUAACCAUAGAAAAUUACACUAAUAUUUUUUAACUAAUUUAUGUAGGUUGACAAAAGAAUUCUAAUCGCUGACAAAUUGAAUAUUUUAUUAAGAAAGCAAAUUGAGUAAUUUUCAAUCUGAGACAAGCUUUGUAAUAUAUGAAUUAUAGAGAAAUGUCUACUUAUGAAGGUUAACUCUCUCUAGAAUUCAGAGGUAUUUUUCAUAGGCAGCCUUAUGGUUUGAUAUCUUAGCGAAAUGCCACUAAAACUUAAGUAAAUUGCAAAGAUCAAUUUGAUUGUAUUCUGGAAGUCUGUGACUUGGGUUACACUAUGUUAUAAAUGACACAUGUAAAGGGGUUUUUGGGGGUAAAAAUUGCAUAUAUUAUACAAUUUUUACUGCACACUAAAGCCCUCAAAAAUGAAGAGUUGCCUCAUCAAUUACAGAACAAGACCUAUCAAAGGUGAUUGUGCUGUCGCCUGUGUGAACCGUUGAGGACACUAGAGAGUUGCUGUACAUAUCUCACCCUUUCUACAGCUGUUUCAGCAGCCUUUCUGGACCCUUUAGAAAUUAUGCAUGCAGGUCCUGUUUGUUAAAACUUGUUCUGAUUAAUUGUAUACUUUGAAAAGUGCAGAGUGCACAUUGGAAAUGUAUUAUUCGCUUUUUGCCUUUUUGAUUAUUUUGAAAUCCAUCCGAUGUAUGUUCUUACGCCAUGAAGAGGGCACUGAUUUUUGCAAGCAAACGUUUGUUUCUCUGGUAUAAAACAUCAAUUCUCAUGAAGAAAUGGCAACAGUGAGUGUUUAUCAAUGUAAUGUAUUACAGUACAGCUUUUUUCAAGAUUUUAUUUUCAAAGAACGUGUCUUACUUUUUUGCCUUUUGUGUUGUACAUAUUUCUGCUUGAAUGGUCCUGCAGAGCAAACAAAGCUGCUUUAUUUUUUACAUAUUCACACUUUAACCUGCUGUUCAAAAACAGUUUCUUUCAUCUAAGCCAUUUUGACAGCCUGUCCCUCCAAAUAAUAAUAAAAAAAAACAUUUUCUAAAAACUUGACUCUCUUGU
Messenger RNA from Cheilinus undulatus (humphead wrasse), 4098 nucleotides. It is a transcript of the gene csrnp1b, whose product is annotated as cysteine-serine-rich nuclear protein 1b. Gene Ontology annotation, molecular function: DNA-binding transcription factor activity, RNA polymerase II-specific; sequence-specific DNA binding. The coding region runs from base 250 to 1953 and encodes 567 amino acids. Gene Ontology annotation, biological process: regulation of transcription by RNA polymerase II. The record is from RefSeq and is a predicted model, not a curated record. Lineage: Eukaryota; Metazoa; Chordata; Actinopteri; Labriformes; Labridae. Gene Ontology annotation, cellular component: nucleus. The transcript has 5 exons.